UGGAGAGGGUGGUGCUUAAAUAAUUUAAACAUUUGAAAAUAUUAUAAUUCAACUCGAUUGAAUUAAACCCAGUUUUUAGUUUUUUUUUUUUUGUAAGGAUUUCAAAAAAUGAAAUUGUAGUUUUUCAUGUGUUUUUUUGAAGAUUGUUUAUUUGUUAUGCUGUUUUGUGUAUCUAUUUACAUAGUGUGUUGAUUUUGAACUAAAGACAAGGCGCGCUCUCUCUCUCUCUCUCUCUAAAAGCUCUCUCUUCUAUCCUUUCUGUCAUUUUGCUUUUCUUCAGAAUGUGUCCUUUCUGUUUCAGAGAAGAAUUGGAAUAUAAUAGCAGAAGAAGAAGAUAAAAUAGCAAAAAAAAACUCCACCUAGAGAGAGAAAGAGAGGAGAGAGAGGGAGGAGGAGGAGGAGGUGGAUUAUUGGUGGUGGUUCCUUUGACUUUGGUGGUUUCAUCUUCUUCUCUAAAGAUUUGGCAAAGGGUGUGGUAAAAUAUUAGUCUGGGGACAUUUCUUUGUUCAGGAAAUGAUUGUUGCAAGCUGAGAUGGAUUUUUCUGAGUCCACAAAAGUUGUGUACAAUAGGAUCCAGAAGAUAGAGCCUGAAAAUGUGUCCAAGAUUAUCGGUUAUCUUCUGUUGCAAGACCAUGGCGAGCGUGACAUGAUCCGACUAGCUUUCAGCCCUGAUAAUUUGAUCCAGUCUCUGAUUAACAAAGCGAAAGCUGAGCUCGGGUUAUGCAAACUGGCAGUGUCUGCUCCAAUCUCACCUCAGAUGAACCAAGGUCCUGUUUCCGACCUGCCUUUACAAUUCACCCCUUACAGUCCACGACUGGUUUCUUCUCCGGCAACCAUUGGGGCAGCAAAUCCAUAUAGGGAACUGUCUGAUGACCAGCAAUCACUGCAAGCCGUAGAGUUUGCUUCAUCAGGGUACUCAGAUUCAGUGAUUGAAAAUUAUCGACUCCAAAAUCGAAUGCAGUUUCUGCCCGAGUUUUCAAGCAAUUACUGUUAUCAUGAACCUGCAUUGAGCAUGAGAACCACUCGAAGGUCUCCAAGCUUGCCUGAAUUUCCUGUUAAGGUUUGCCAUUACUUCAAUAAGGGGUUCUGUAAGCAUGGAAGCAACUGCCGGUACUUCCAUGGCCAUCCCAUGCCAGAAAACUUUUCUCAGUUUUUGAGCCAAAACUCGAAUGAGCUUUCAAAUGAUGAUCGCGUUGUCUCCCCUGGCUCCCUUGAAAAGCUAGAGAUGGAAAUAAUUGAGCUUUUGAAAUCUAGGAGAGGGUUCCCGAUAUCAAUUGCCUCUUUGCCGAUGACGUACCAUGAGAAAUAUGGGACGACUCUUCAAGCCGAGGGAUACCUCACAGAGAGCCAGAGACAUGGUAAAGCUGGCUACAGCCUGGCAAAGCUUCUUGCUCGAUUGAAGAACAGCAUUCACCUUAUUGACAGGCCUCACGGACAGCACUCAGUUAUAUUGGCAGAAGAUAUCCCAAAAUACUCAGAGUAUACUGGUGAGAAAACUGAACCUGGUGGGAGUAUUGCUGGUUCUCGACAGAUAUAUCUUACCUUUCCAGCCGAGAGUAAUUUCACGGAGCAAGAUGUUUCCAACUACUUCAACAAAUAUGGGCUAGUUCAAGAUGUACGCAUCCCAUGUCAACAAAAGAGGAUGUUUGGUUUUGUCACCUUUGUUUAUGCAGAGACGGUGAGGCAGAUUUUGUCAAAAGGAAAUCCUCAUUUUGUAUGCGGGGCUCGUGUUCUAGUGAAACCUUACAGGGAAAAGCCUAGGCUUGUUGACAGGAAGUUUUCGGAUAAGAUGCAGCAUUCCAUGUGCUACAAUUCACAUUUAAUGGAUGGAGAUGCGGAGCUUCAAGCAAUGCCCAGAGUUUGUGAUAGCGCAAGAUUUCUAAGGAAGCAGUUCAUAGAGGAAAAUGAGCAAGCACUCGAACUUGAGAGAACGCGUCUCUCGGAGAUGCAUCUAGCAGUUAAGCCGUUGUCCCAUAAUUUCUAUUAUGGCUACUCGAUAGAUGACUUGAAGCAUCCAGAAGCCCAUGUAGAGCAAGCUGAGUUCCCAUCCACCAUGGAAUUUGAUUGUUUUCUGGAUGUUUUGAAUAUUGGUUCCACCAGUGAUGACAAAAUCAGUCACAUUAACACUAAUUACAAUGAUCAAGAUAGCAGUCAAGGAAUUAACCUUCCAGAGAGCCCAUUCGCGACUCAAAUGGCGAGUGGUAUAUCAACAGUUACAUAGGGGAUUCAGACAAACAGUAAAUUAUGGAGAGGUAGAGGACUGGAUUCAUACACUAAGUCUAAUUGGUUUCGAUACAGCAGGAGAGACCUUCAUCUUCUUCUAUUUUCAUUUCAUUUUUACCUCAACUUCAUUGGUCCAUCAGCUAAGUAGAGAGAGAGAGAGAGAGUUCAUACCAACUGAAGAAGAAGAGAGAGAGAUACAGUAGACAAGUUAUGUUCUUCCCCAAUGUUACACUGGGCGAAGGAGAUCGCAAAGAAGAAAAGACCGAAAAGCUAAUUUGUGACAAGUGUUUUAAGCUUUUUCUUUCUUGUUUUAGUAUAAUCACAGAGGAUGCAGCAAGGAAGAGGUGGGUUUUUAGAAGUGACUGAGAUAUAGUUUGGUUUACUUGAAGAAGAAGAAAGUAGUAGUAAAGACAUGCGCGUAUGCAGAGUAAAGAAGAAAAGGUGUAGAGAUCUCUGCAGCAUAAACAAAUUCUAAUAAUUUACACAAAGUUUCUAUUUACGUCACUACAUAUGUUUCAACAUUCCAUGCACUAUAUGGAUGAUGAGAUUUAUACAUAUAGAAUGUUUUUACAGUGUGGUUUAAUCACACAUUUUUAAAAUACAGAUAUGUUGUCGA
This is a messenger RNA of Pyrus x bretschneideri (Chinese white pear), 2839 nucleotides long. RefSeq names its product zinc finger CCCH domain-containing protein 18. Bases 533 to 2221 code for a protein of 562 amino acids. Lineage: Eukaryota; Viridiplantae; Streptophyta; Magnoliopsida; Rosales; Rosaceae. The record is from RefSeq and is a predicted model, not a curated record. Gene Ontology annotation, molecular function: RNA binding; metal ion binding. The transcript has 9 exons.